AUGGCGAACCCCUGGAACCCGCGAGUAGCGCUGCUAACCACACUGCUCGCCGCGGCUCUCCUAGCCGCCUUCUACACGUACCAGCUGCCAGCGGCCCUGGAACUCAGCACACCGCCCGCUCCGCCCAGCAGUGGGAUCCCAGGGCUUGCGAUAUCGCUGAACCAGACGACUCGCGGCACCCCAGCAACGCUUGUCGUGGCCCUCGAGAACCACCACCAAGAGACGGUGUACACGGUGCUGAAAUGGGGUACGCCCAUGGACCCGUCUGCACUCGACACAGCCGUCUUCAGCAUCGUCGAUGCAGAUACCCGCGAGCAAAUUCACCAGGAUAUCCAGCACGUGAACCGAAAAGUACCACCGCCCCCCAAUCAGCUGGUUACGCUUGCGCCGGGUGCACGCCAAGAAUUCACCGUCGUGUUUGAGCGGCCUUGGAUGUCUCGCCACAGCAGACCUGCCACGUACAAGGUCAGCGCGAAAGGCGUGUUCAAGGCCGGCUGGGCCAAAGCCGCCGAGGGCUUGACAAGGCAGGAAUUGUACGCUUAUGCAGAGAGUCCGUUUAGCCAGGCGAGGUUUGCGACGGAAGAGGUUGUAUUAGAAGUGUAG
Messenger RNA from Exserohilum turcica Et28A, 603 nucleotides. RefSeq lists its product as uncharacterized. The record is from RefSeq and is a predicted model, not a curated record. The transcript has a single exon. The coding region runs from base 1 to 603 and encodes 200 amino acids. NCBI's taxonomy places the organism in Eukaryota, Fungi, Ascomycota, Dothideomycetes, Pleosporales, Pleosporaceae.